Molecule: messenger RNA, 1878 nt
Organism: Recurvomyces mirabilis
Lineage: Eukaryota; Fungi; Ascomycota; Dothideomycetes; Mycosphaerellales; Teratosphaeriaceae
Exons: 1
Coding region: 1-1878 (625 amino acids)
Biological process (GO): regulation of transcription by RNA polymerase II
Cellular component (GO): nucleus
Source: RefSeq, a predicted model, not a curated record
AUGUCGACAACACCGCCCCAAGUUCGGAAGCGAAAAGCUGCCAUACACGAGUCUGGUACUUUGACGCCGAAAAGAGCUCGCAAAAAUGCCAGCACCAACACAACCGGCAGCGACGAGGAGAAGGUAUGGGAGAGCAUUGUAGAGGACAUGGAAGUGGACACGCCAGCACGGGAGUACAGCGUAUCGGCUUCACCGGCAUACUCAAUCCCAUCUUCUGUAGGCCAGUCUGUAGCCGAGACCACGGCGACAUCGACAUCAAAAAAGCCGAAAAAGUUCUUAUGUGAAGUGGCUGGCUGUGAAAAGGCAUUUGACAGGCCAGCGAGAGUGCAGAUCCACAUGCGGAGUCAUACGAACGAACGACCGUUUGUAUGUCAUGAGGAGGGGUGUGGAAAGACGUUUCUGCGCAAUGAGCAUUUGACCCGGCAUACUAUCGACGUGCAUAGCGAAGCACGAGAUCACGUGUGCACGCAUGUAGUCAGCACAGACGACAGUGGCAACGAGGUGACCUGUGGAAAAACUUUCACGACCGCGACGCGACUUCGAAGGCACUUGGCGGCGCAUGAAGCGAAGGAGGAGACCACAUGCACUCACCCAGGAUGUGGCAAAGUUUUUCGCAAGCAGGAGACAUUACAACGACAUAUUAAGACCGAUCAUCUCAACGAGAAGCCGUUCGAGUGUUCGCAUAUGGAGAUGUUGAGCAAUGGUGAGGUGGAAGAGUGCCACGCCUCUUUCUCCAAACCUGAGCAGCUCAAGAACCAUGUCGCACGAGAGCAUUCUGGUGUCCGCUACUUUUGCGAAAUUUGCUCUCCUGUACCCUCAACCAGCAUGCCAGAUCUGGACUUUGACAUGCUGCAAGCAGCCACUGAGCGAGUCGGUUUCUCCACAUACACCGAACUCCAGCAACAUCUUCGCCUCGCGCAUCCUCCUACUUGCGCUCAGUGUAGCAAGCAAUGCGAAACAAACCGUGCUUUGAAAGCCCACAUGGAUAUCGAGCACUCCGCUCUAUCAGAACGGCAAACUCAUAUCUGCGACUGGCCAGGCUGUGGCCGCGGCUUCACCAAAUCCGGAAACCUCAAAGUGCACUACCAAUCCGUGCACAAGAAAUCACGGAGCUUCAUCUGCGGCGAGACGAACCUUGAGAGCAGUAACAAAGUUGAAGGCUGGAACAGAGUAGGAUGUGGUCAUGGCUUCGGGACGAAAGCGAAUCUGGAGGAGCAUAUCCGAACGCAGCACCUGGGUAUCCCAGCAAAGAUAAAGCCAGUCCGACUACGGAAGAAGGCCAUCAAAGCAGAAGAGGACGCCAGUACGGCGAUGACUACGCCUACCGAGUGGGACGAGGUCAUGACCCCAGCUGAUGAUACAGUCACGGGAACUCUGGCUAUGAUCACUGGACACGGCUACGAUUCCCUUCCGAACCGCAGCAUCGCUUGUCUCGUCUCAGGCUGCCAGCAUCGUUUCGCAACCGACUACCAUCUCUCCGAGCAUCUGGAUAUGACGCACGGCUGGCAAAUCGACGAUAUCAAUGAUCGGAUCGCUGAGCGUGACGCUCUUGCCGGAGGCGACUUCUGGGUUGGUGGUGCGGAGAAUUUGUCGGAUUCUGUUGUUGAUGAACAGGAGGAGGCUUUGAGGAUGAGUUUGACUGCGGCUUUGACAAGAGAUCCGGUGCGCGAGCGGAAGUUUAUGGAGGUGGAGGCGGGAGAGCAGGAGUUUUUGGGGCGGGAGGUUGAGGAGAUGAUGGGGCUGAGGUUGAGGGGUGUUGAGGAGGAGAACGAUUUGGCUGGUUUGGUUAGGCGUGAGGAUGUCUCCGAGGGUGGCAAAUAUGGCGGUGGGGGGAUGCAUGGGUUGAUCAUUGACCCUGCGCUGAUGGAGACGUCGUAG